Mus caroli (Ryukyu mouse) is the source of this 4519-nucleotide messenger RNA. RefSeq names its product alpha tocopherol transfer protein like (gene Ttpal). The record is from RefSeq and is a predicted model, not a curated record. Gene Ontology annotation, cellular component: membrane. Gene Ontology annotation, molecular function: phosphatidylinositol bisphosphate binding. Lineage: Eukaryota; Metazoa; Chordata; Mammalia; Rodentia; Muridae.
GAGGGCCGGGCCGGCCGGCCGGGGAGUGCGGGUCUGUUCUGCGCGCGCUGCCAGCCGAGGCUCCUGCCGCCGUGACCCGCGCUCCGCCCGCCGCCGGGCUGCAGGGACCCUGAUAGCUAAUGUCAGAAGAAAGUGACUCUCUGAGAACCAGCCCCUCUGUGGCCUCACUCUCUGAAAAUGAGCUGCCACUGCCUCCACCGGACCCUCCCGGCUACGUGUGCUCCCUGACAGAAGACUUGGUCACCAAAGCCAGGGAAGAGCUGCAGGAGAAGCCCGAGUGGAGGCUGCGGGAUGUGCAGGCCCUCCGAGACAUGGUGCGGAAGGAGUACCCAUACCUGAGCACGUCGCUGGACGAUGCCUUCCUGUUGCGCUUUCUGAGGGCCCGAAAGUUUGAUUAUGACCGGGCCCUGCAGCUGCUGGUCAACUACCACGGCUGCAGGCGGAGCUGGCCAGAGGUCUUCAGCAACCUGAGGCCUUCAGCCCUGAAGGACGUUCUCAACUCUGGAUUCCUUACAGUGCUGCCCCACACGGACCCCAGGGGCUGCCAUGUCCUCUGCAUCCGACCAGACAGAUGGAUACCAAGCAACUACCCAAUUACCGAGAACAUCCGAGCCGUAUACUUGACAUUAGAAAAACUCAUUCAGUCCGAGGAGACCCAGGUGAACGGGAUUGUUAUCCUUGCCGACUACAAGGGAGUGAGCUUAUCAAAAGCAUCUCAUUUUGGGCCUUUUAUAGCCAAAAAGGUGAUUGGCAUCCUUCAGGAUGGCUUCCCCAUUCGGAUAAAAGCAGUUCACAUAGUGAAUGAACCUCGGAUAUUUAAGGGCAUUUUCGCCAUCAUAAAACCAUUUCUGAAGGAGAAAAUUGCUAACAGGUUCUUCCUCCAUGGGUCUGACCUGAACUCUCUCCACACAAACCUGCCAAGGAAUAUCCUCCCCAAGGAGUACGGGGGCACAGCUGGGGAGCUGGACACUGCCUCCUGGAACGCUGUGCUGCUGGCCUCAGAGGAGGAUUUUGUGAAAGAGUUCUGCCAGCCCAUGCCUGCCUGCGACAACCUCCUGGGCCAGCCCCUGCUACCUGAGGGGCUGAUCUCAGAUGCACAGUGCGAUGACUCCAUGCGAGCCAUGAAGUCCCAGCUCUACUCCUGCUAUUAGCCCUCUUUCGGGAGAGUCACCGUGUGUGAUUCUUUUCCUUCCUUAGAAAUGCACAGGCUGAGAUGCCAGAACCUCUGUCUUGCUCCAUCCCUCUGCACGGAGCUGCCUGCAGAGAUUUAAGGCACGCCCAUCACAGGCAGACCUUUGACUGAGUUAUUCCAGGGAAGACAUGGAAAUUGCCCUGGUGUACUCUUGAGUUUGCAGCUGUUACUCUGGAAGCUGUAUCUAACUGUUUCUUAUGCAUCUUGGAAAGAACUAAGGUCAAAGUCACUCUGAAGUGACCAGGAGAAGACAACUUGACUGAACACAACUCUGAAACAAUCGCCAACCCUGAGAGGUGGCCACACGUAAGACUUUUGAGUCUCUUUCCCAUAAACCCUAGGUGUUGACCUCUUGCCCAUCAGCAAAGUUCAAGGUCCAGGCCCCAGUUGUCAUUGUUGGGCUUGGGAAGCACUAACUGAGUGGUAGAAACCCCAGGCCCAGGUAGUACUUAAGAUCAAAUUUGGAACCCAGAGGCUUCAAAGCAUUCCUGGGAGUCCAGGGUUGAAUCUUGCAAUAGAAACUUUCCCCAAGCCCAUAAAGCCUUAGCUCUGGUUCUCCAUGGAAUCAUGUAGGUCAACAUCAAAUACUGGAUUCUAGGACUGUGCGGCUAAAAGCAUCUGGACCAGGAGUCAGGUCGCAUGACUGACAAGACACAGGCUUCAGCUUGUCAUCUCUAAGUGAGGCUACAUGGAAUGAGGGUCUUUGUGGCUGCUGAAGGUGUUAGGUUUCUGCUUGGGAAGACAUUACCUAGAGGUGGUUGGAUCUUUUUGUUUUGUUUUGUUUUGUUGUAGUAUGAAUACAGCCUUAUGUAAAGGAAUAUCACCAUCUGGCCCGCCCUUUAAAGAAACUAGUAUGUUCCUGGGAGUUGGUGGAGGCCAACUGCCUUUGCAGAAUAAUGGGUAAACUUGAAAGGGAUGGCUUUGGUGAGGCUGACCAGAUCUCAUACAAACUCCUUCCACACUGGAGACAUUCAUACUAUAUUAGAAACAGCCACAGUAAUUGCCAGAUUUGGGCUGUUUUUGUCCUGGAAACAUACAGGAGCAGGCUAUUGCUGGUUUACCUGGGGGCCCUGCCCUCUCAGACACACAGGAGUCUAGUAUGGGAAGACCACUUGGACUGAAUGUCAGCUCUGUGUUUGGGUAUUUUAGACACCUGACAAGGUUUUAGCCUUAACUCAAGCACUGAGUGAGGUGAUUUAUCUCCUGGCUUUUGACUUGUUCCCUUUGUAUUCACUAUGUAUUAUAGUGUCAAGUACUGUUGGUUGUACAUCUCCUAGACUAAGCAGGCAUUGCAUACAGCUUACACACAGUGCUUGGAGAUCAAAGGUCAGCCGGUUGUUACUAAGCUGUUCCACCCUUAACAGCAUUUCCCAAAAUGUCUACAGAAGCUCUUUAUGGAGACUUACCUCAAUAAUGCCAAUUCUAUGGGACAUUCUUUUCACCUUAGAUGCUAAUCGUUGAUCUUUUAGGUCCUGGCUAAGCUUUAGGGCCAAUCUACCCCUCUUGACUGCCCACUGAGAUCAUUUGCUGCUGAGUUUCUGCUAUUUGAUUUAGCUCCUGGCCUCCUAGACUCCUGAAAAGACCCAUGCUGGCCCCCGCAGCCUUAAUGGGAGAGCCUUAUUAGAAGAUUUCUUAGGUGGUCAGGAGAAGGCAGAAGGAAAAAACAACGGGAAAACCUCCGUCCCACUAGGUUCCCUGAAUUUAAAUUGUGUCACCUGACUAGUUCUCCUGACUUAACAAAGGGACAAACAGUCUCUUGGGGAGAAAUCUCAGAGCAGAAAUGUUACCUGUUUGCCAGGCCUUUCUGGCUAGGCCAAGAGGGAGCCAUUCCAUCAAGCCUCUAAGGAGGCUGGCUCUGCUAUGUUCUCGCUAAUGCUUGUGGACUCUAGAGAUCCAUCUUGGCACCUCAGCUUUGAAGCAGGCUGUGAGACCAGGACCUCCUGGUGCAAAAUAAAGCAACUCUGAUGUUGAGCAGCAGGGGAGACGAAGGCCUCACCUGCGGGAAGCACACUGGUGGAGCCAGCAAGUGAGCAAGAACCCGGGAGUAUCUGACUUGAGGGUAAAGUGCUUAGACGCUUCACAGACAGCUGGAAGUCCACUUUUCCUAAAUUCAAGGUCAUGUGGUAUUGGAAGAGAAAGGGAUAGAACAUUAACACCCUGAGUGCUGGACAGGGGCUUGGAUGCUAAACUCUGAAUCCUGUUCCUGACCGACUCUGGCCAUAAGGAUGCUAUACUUUGCCUGGUGCUGAAAUGUCCUAGUGUAGGGAUAUGGGAAUUUUCUUCUUCAAGUCCGCUACAGACUUCUAGGCAAUUCAGCUUCCUAGAAAUGUACGUUUUCUGCCUUCAUGCAGGAAUACAGAUAAAACCUACAGUAAAAGUGCUGGCUUCAGGCACAGGUGGAUUUGUACUGCUCACAUUUCAUCCCAGGUUUGUAAGCAUCACAGGUUAUGGGGCAGCUUCUUCGGAGUUGGAGGACUGGGGUCAUUUCCUCUGAAUACUUGAAAUGGCUUUAUUACCUAGCAGGCACUUUGGGUAGAUGUCAUCUCACUCUUGCGAUCAUUCCUGGAACUUGCUUUUCAGUUGGGCAGCAACAGCUAGCUACUCUGGUGCUGUGGUAUUAGAAUACCGCAUCAAGGGUUUUCUCAUGACACCUCCUUUAGGAAGGAAAAGGCUAACUCAGUUGAUAGAAGUGUAGUUGUGCUGUGGUCAUGUUAGGCAGGAACACCAGACACAUGAGCUGUUGGGAGACAUCUUGGUAAGGCUCAGUACUGCAGUCUGUUCCCUUUGUAAACCUGCUUUCUGCUCUCGUGACUCAGAAAUGUUCAGCUUCAAAAUGCAAGAGGCACCAUCAAAUGCUUCUUCUCAGCGGGAACUUGCUCCACAGGAAGGCCCAGUGGAAUUUGCAGCUGGAGUCACAUUUACUGGUUUGUGACCAAAUUUACUGGUUUUCCAUCUUUUCCCAUCAGGCAGUUAGUGGUAGCCGCUUUGGAUUCUUGUGGAUGUGCCUCAGCUUCUCGGCACAUUACAGAGGACCCAACAGGUAAAAGACUUGAAACUCCUCAGUGGCCAAGACCUCAGACACCCUCUCUGAUGGGUGGGAACUGGGCUAUUUUCCUGACCAGUCCAGGCCACCAUUUUAGUCCCCGGUCACAUCCCUUACUUCAAACUGAAAUUCAGUUUGGCUUUGGGUAUAGGCACAUAUGGUGGAUUCACCUACUUCAGUGUUUUGACCAAAAGUUUAUUUUUCUAGUGCAUUUUUCUAAGUGGUGAAAAUAUGUAAUUUUAGUAUGCAUGACUGGGUCUCCAAAAUAAAACCCCCUGGAAAGC